CCUCGUUAUCUGAACUUUGGCGUGAUUUCUGUCAAAAUAAAAGGACCGUACACGUGAUAUGCUGCUUAUUUUAAAAACUGUUCGAGACAUCAAAUAAUUUACUAUGGAGUUUAUAAAUAAGGAAAUUUGGCCGGAGGAAUUUUCUGGGGCUGUUUACGGAUUAACAGUGGUUUUCUUAUCAUUUGUAGGAUUUUAUGUUUUAAGUGUUUUUGCCGAAUUGUUGCUACCGAAAGCUGCCGAAAAGAAUGCUUGGAAAUGGAAAAACAUUUCUACAUCACUUGUUCAUUCAGUCAUCACUGGGUUUUGGUCUUGUUUAUGUUUCUACGACAACCCAAAGUUGGCAGAAGACAUGAUCAAGACUCACACAGUAUUGGCGCACACUUUGAUCAGCGUGUCUGUUGGUUACUUUAUAUAUGAUACCAUUGAUAUGCUGAGAUACCAGAGAAAUAGACAGUCCUUUGAAUUGAUGGGACAUCAUGUUGUGAUCAUCAUCUGUUUUGGUGUAUCCAUCGUAUCCAGGAUGUAUGUUGGUUAUGCUGUGGUUGCCUUGGUGAUAGAGCUAAACAGUAUUUUCCUUCACCUUAGACAGAUUUUACAAAUUUGCCAGUUUAAAAAAGACAAUAAAUUAUACAGACUGAAUAGCAUUAUCAAUUUAGGAACAUUUGUGGGGUUUCGUAUUUCGGUGAUGGCUUGGAUGAGCAAAUGGCUGUUGAUCAACAAAGACCUUAUUCCUUUUGUGUUUUACACCCUUGGCAGCAUUGGACUCGCAGUGAUGACAAUUAUGAAUAUUGUGCUGUUUUAUCGUCUUCUGCAGAGUGAUUUUAUCCGCAAGAAAGAAUCCACCGUCAAAGUGGACUAAUCUUCGUAUAUUAGAUAGCUUUUACUCAUUAAUGUGUAAAUUAAUUAAUUGAAGUAUGAAAGUGUUUGAAUGAAUUUUGUGUGUGUUAAUGGAAAGAUGUUAUUUUUAUUUUCUAAUUCAACAAAUUAAGACUUCUAGAUGUAAGGUCUGAGUGUUUGUCAUGAUACUUUUGAAUACAUGUAUUUUGUCAUGAUUAAGUUUUAGUCUGACUGAGUCAAUGUAAUAGUGUGCUUGAUUUGUUGAAGAUAUUGCAGUGUUUUGUAAUCAAAUUCUGCCAGAAUGUGUCAGUAGUAUGAUUUAUGUCAAAAUGUAAUCCAUCUAAUGAAGGAACAUCAUUCUGUAAUUCUAGGAAGAAUUCAAUCUUUGUUCAUUAAGGUAUCUUGCAUUGAGCAGUCCUUGUUAAAAGGAAAUCAAAAUUUCACUGUUAUGGGCAAUAACCAUACAAUUUUAAUUCAACAUGAAAUGACAUCACUGUCCUCUUCAUUAAUAUGUUUAAAUUUGUGGCAUUUGUAUAUCAUUUUUGUAGCUGUAAUGAAAGUUUUUAUUUAAAAAUUUUGAAAUAUAUAAUUCACUAAAUAUGAUGGAAAUCUGUAAUUGGAAAUAAAUAUUUUAAAAUGAUUAGAAACUUUAGAUUGGAAUAGUUAAUACACAAAGAGUACAAUUUUACAAACAUUAUGUUGAAUUUCUGGGUAUUUACAGGGUAUUUCUUGGCGUUCACUCAAGUUUUCAAACAUACUAUACAUCAAUUUUGUUUUUAAUUGGAUCCAUGUAAAUUAAUGACUAUCCACACACUUGUUAAUUGUUUAAAUGUGAACAAAAAAAAAAUAUGUUAACCUUGAAAACAAUUUCUGAAUUUACUUCCGUGCUAUUUUUGUUCUUGGUAAAGAUAAAGGGAAAAAAUGAGUUUGUAACAAAGAUAAAGACCUGGUUUAAAGUAUUAGGUAUGAAUAUACCCUAGAAGUUAAAUAGAAGUAUGCUUGGAAGGGGACCAAAAUACCUCUAGAAAUGAAAGAGUUUGAUAAGAUGAUAAUUUUUUUUAGGUAAACCUCUGUAAGGUUGGAUAUUAUGAAAUGUAUGAAGGCUGUAAGUUUGUGGAAUGAAAAGUAACAUUUCAAAUUUAACUCUCCAUUACGAUUGUUAACUAUCAGACGAGCAAGCUUGCUUAUCUGAAGAAGCAGAGUAACAAAUGUGUUAAUUUAAACCAAGGUUAGUUAAUGUAUCUCAGGGGUGUACUUGACACAAGAUAUUUCUGAGAAUUUUUUUUUUUUUUUUAAUUUGUUCUGUGUAGAAGAAUUUUCAAACAUCAGAAGAUAAAAAUAAAAUUAAGAUUUAGAUUUAGAUAGUUAAAAAGUUAAUAAUUCUACAUGUAAUUUUGGAAAACACAAAAUUCUAAACAUUUAUCUAGUCUAGUUGUAGUGGGCCAUGGUCAGUUAAUUAUAAUGUUACAAGAUAUAUGGUACAUUUAACUUAAGUUUAGUUUUAGUGGUUAGUUAAUUAUAUAUUAAAAGAAUAAUGGCACAGUGGACAUCUUUAUAUACUUUGUAAUAUACUAUUAAUCAUUAUGUAUGCUCAAAAUGUAUAAUAUCUUCUAUGAUUCUUUUAUAUCACAAAUGAACCUAGCCCUUAGGUUAUACCUAAUUACCCGAAUUUUGCUUUUGAUUUGAUAUUACAAGUUGUUGUUGGCUUUUAUUUGAUGUAAAUAAUUUAAGAUUAAUUCACAAUUGAAAGAUCUUUGUAACAGGGCUCUGCUUAUAUAAAUACAUGUUAUAAUUUUUUUGUUUUUAAAAAUGCCACUUUAAAAUAUUAAUACAUUCAAAAGUUCUUAAGGAGGUUGGAUCCUGACAUCAAAAGUAAUGAGGAUUUUUUAUCAAGUAUAUUUUUAGAAUUUAUACACAUAGCUUAAUUAAAAACCAAAACAAAAAAUGGGGGUCAAUGCGCUUCUUUUGGCGCUACAGAGCAUUUAGUUUGACCUUUUUGCACUGUAAAAACGUAUUACACAUAAAUCAAUUUUUUAAGUUUUUCCUCCGAUAUUUUUUAUUCAAAUAAGUUAUGGGAACAAACACAGUUUUAUUUCAUCUUGAAUAGACCCAUUAAAAUUUUU
Messenger RNA from Saccostrea echinata, 2960 nucleotides. RefSeq names its product TLC domain-containing protein 2-like. Gene Ontology annotation, biological process: regulation of membrane lipid distribution; phospholipid homeostasis; membrane assembly. NCBI's taxonomy places the organism in Eukaryota, Metazoa, Mollusca, Bivalvia, Ostreida, Ostreidae. Bases 104 to 859 code for a protein of 251 amino acids. The record is from RefSeq and is a predicted model, not a curated record. The transcript has 5 exons. Gene Ontology annotation, cellular component: plasma membrane.